AUGGCUGACGAAUCCUUUCAGCAAGGCAACCGCCGGCGAACGGCUGUUAAGCAGAAGAACCUAGAAAUCUUUCUCCAUCAGCAGAAAGAUCUUCCCUAUUCUCUUCCAUCUUCACCUGAUUUCGCCGAGCUGACCAACAUUGGGCUCUUGACCAAUACUGCCAAUCCAUGGGCUGUAGUUCGCCCGGAAAACACCCCGCAAAUCGCCAGAGCUGUUCCAUAUCUUGUUGCCAACCAAAUCCCCUUCACUGUACGAUCAGGCGGGAAUAACUUUUUCGGCAAGUCUCAGAUCAGCAAUUCGGUUUGCAUCGACUUGCGUUCCAUCUCUUUUUGCGAAGUAAACAAUGAUGGAAAGACGGCCCGAGUUGGAGGUGGUAUCCUCUUUGAGAAACUCAUUGGCGAUUUGCAGAGCAAGGGCUACUCAACUGUAACGGGCAUGGUGCCUCCUAUUGGGUUUGUUGGGUGGUCUUGUUAUGGAGGGUAUGGGCCUUUUGGCUGGCUUCAUGGUUUGGGGCAUGAGUCAAUCCUCGGCGCCAAGGUUGUAGAUUGGCAGGGUCGUAUCAUCGACGCCGACGCUGAUCUACUCAAAGAAAUUCGAGGAGCUGGAGGAGGCUUUGGAGUCAUUGUCGAAUUGACCAUCAGAAUCUUCCCGCAGGGCAGUCUCCUCUCUGGUCAAGUAUUCUUCGACGAGUCAAAGUUAAAGAAUACAGUGGCCAAUAUCUGCCGCGAGACACAACGGCAGUUAUUCCGAGAUCCAUCCGAGAGUCUUUACAUGGCACCCUUGUUCGUCGUUACGCCAUUGAGCAAGGCUCCCUUCUGCCAUGUAAUGUGGCUGCAUGAAGAUCAGGAGCAAGGCAAAAGGGAACUCGAAAAGGUUACUAAGCUGGGCCCGUUUGUUCACACGACAGUGAAAAGAACAACGCACUUAGGCGCGCUAGAUGACUUCAGACAUGGCUUCGCCAUGCCCGGAAUGAUUGGUAAUGUCUGUACCAUAAGCAUCUUGUCAUUAACAGACAAAGUCAUCGACAUGAUUGCACAUCAUAUCGACAUCAUGCCCAAUAAGGUUAGACUGGGUUUUGCGAUUCACAGCGCCAGGGAGGCCUCCAGCGACGCAGCUCAAGCAUCUUGCUUCUCGGCAACAGAGCGCCAUUUCAUGCUUGAGUUCCUGGGUUACGCUGACUCGGAGGAAAAGGUCAAAGUGACUGAUAAAUGGCUCAAGGAUUUCAUGGAUGCCAUCAGAGGAACUGACCAGGCCAACAUACUUCCUAGCACAUAUAUCAACUUAACUGCGCCUAGUCAAAACACGCUAAGAAGAGCCUAUGGGCCAAAUUAUGACUUUCUCAUGAGCCUGAAGAAGAAAUACGAUCCGCGUGGGGUAUUCAACACUGCGCCUCCAUUCGUAACAUUAGCCUCAAAUGAGGAGCUCUUGUGUAGUGGGAUGGUCAAGCUUUAG
This is a messenger RNA of Fusarium verticillioides 7600, 1452 nucleotides long. RefSeq lists its product as hypothetical. The transcript is spliced from 2 exons. Bases 1 to 1452 code for a protein of 483 amino acids. Lineage: Eukaryota; Fungi; Ascomycota; Sordariomycetes; Hypocreales; Nectriaceae. Gene Ontology annotation, molecular function: FAD binding; oxidoreductase activity. The record is from RefSeq and is a predicted model, not a curated record.